AUCUAAAUUUGGGCGGCCUGGGAGAAAGCCCCAGUUGCUCUGUGGACUACUGUAUGCCUAGUGGUCCUCUGAACUUGUCCAGAGUAGUACAGUAUAAGGAGAUUUGGUGUGUCACCAGAAAUGAAUGCAUGCACACACACGUGAACUUUUAAAGUACAGUACUAUAGGUAGUGUCUAGUUGCAAAUAGGGUAAGCUCACUGCAUCAAUGGAACUUGCGGAGCAGGUUUGUGAUAGGCAAGAGUUCACCAAGUCAAGCGCCUCCCCAGCCAUCAGAGCUUUGCAUGCGAAGUGGCUGAAAAGAAACCGGCAAAGAUCGGGCCCUUUCUCUAGACCUGGUAGAUCUGAAUAAUGAUGACAAAUGCCGACCGGAAACGAAGGCGAUCAGGAGGAGGAAGGAGACCGGCUCCGAGUCACCUUUUUUUUUUUUUAUUGCAAUGUUCUGUUGCUUAAGCGACAGCGGCUUGGAGGAGCCUGAAUAACAGGAAACCCACCGUUGGGGCGGGCAGGGUAACCCAAAGCGCCGGGCCUCCUGGCUCUCUAGGCGGCUGCAGUGUUUGCACUGCAGGGACUCUGAGAGCGAGCGAGCGAGCGAGCGAGCGGGGGCACCUCUUACCUGUUUGCUCUCUGGCACCUCGUUCUUUCCACCUGCUGCUUUGUUCGUUAAGGCUCUGACGAUUACAAUGGCUUUCCAGAAGAAUAUGGUGGAUGAGCAACAUUCAGAGGGAACCUUCGUUCAUGUUCCCAACCCACACCUUGAGAAGAUGAAAAGUGACAUCCUAUAUCAUUUUGCCCUUGGGACUGGUACUCAUGAUUUUCCUGCCUUAUUUGGAGAUGUAAAGUUUGUAUGUGUUGGCGGAAGCCCUUCACGGAUGAAAGCUUUUAUUACCUACAUGGCUGAAGAGCUAGGAAUUGGUGGCCCUGGUAGUGACUAUCCCAAUAUAUGUGCGGGAACAGAUCGGUAUGCCAUGUACAAAGCAGGUCCUGUGCUGUCAGUCAGUCAUGGAAUGGGGAUCCCUUCAAUUGCUAUCAUGUUGCAUGAGCUUAUCAAGCUGCUGUAUCAUUCCAAAUGUUCCAAUGUAACAAUUUUUCGUAUUGGCACAUCUGGUGGAAUAGGUUUGCCACCAGGAUCUGUUGUGAUCACCAAGCAAUCUGUUGAUGCCAUGUUUAAACCUCAGUUUGAACAGAUUAUUCUGGGGAAGUCUGUAUUUCGCAACACAAACUUAAAUGAGAAGCUGGCUGAAGAUCUGAUGGAGUGUGCCAAAGAAUUGGAUCAAUUCAACACAGUUAUUGGGAAUACUAUGUGCACUCUGGACUUCUAUGAAGUUAACUUGAGGAAUGGCUUUUAUGAUUCUUUCUUUCAAGGUGCUGUGGUAUGCGUAACACUUCUGAACCGACUUGAAGGGGAUCAGAUCACCACACCUCACGAUAUACUGAAGGAGUAUCAGACAAGACCUCAGAAAUUGGUGGGACAUUUGAUUAAGAAAUACUUGGGGAAACAGUGACCACUCUUUUCUUAAUUCUUUGUACUGUGUGUUUAAGCACCUUAUCAUAUUUACUAAAUUUGUUCUGAUCAUUACAUCAUGGAAAUAUGUAUUUCUGG
Pogona vitticeps (central bearded dragon) is the source of this 1601-nucleotide messenger RNA. The record is from RefSeq and is a predicted model, not a curated record. NCBI's taxonomy places the organism in Eukaryota, Metazoa, Chordata, Lepidosauria, Squamata, Agamidae.